Messenger RNA from Durusdinium trenchii, 327 nucleotides. The record is from the annotation of a GenBank genome assembly. NCBI's taxonomy places the organism in Eukaryota, Dinophyceae, Suessiales, Symbiodiniaceae.
AUGGCAGUCGGUGGCUCCGUGCAGUCACGUCAAACACGGUCAAACUGGCAGUCCAGCCAACUCAGCUGUGAGUCAACCUUACAGCCUUGCGUGUUUGUUCGAACCGCCCACCCAGAGUCUCAGUGCCAGAAUUCGUCCAGCGCCAAGACCAAUCCAGCAAAAGCGAUCCAUGAAGCUGCUUCUUGCCUCAGAGCCUUUCGCUGGUUUCUGCUGGUUGAACUGAUUCGAGCCAUUCUAGCCAUCUUGGGAGCUUCGCUCACACGUCCAUGCAUGUUCCAGGACCCCCCAAGAAGCCCAUUCAGGAGUCUAAAGCGUGCUCGACUGUGA